Messenger RNA from Drosophila takahashii, 800 nucleotides. It is a transcript of the gene AttC, whose product is annotated as Attacin-C. Gene Ontology annotation, cellular component: extracellular region. The record is from RefSeq and is a predicted model, not a curated record. Gene Ontology annotation, biological process: defense response to bacterium. NCBI's taxonomy places the organism in Eukaryota, Metazoa, Arthropoda, Insecta, Diptera, Drosophilidae.
GCCAAAUCAACAAGAUCGACAAGCAAUUAAUAAAUCGAAAUGAGCAAAAUCGUUUCUUUGAUCGUGGUAGCCAUUUGUGUGCUUGGAGCUUUAGCCGCAGCAAUGCCUCAGCGUCCGCUGACCCAACCGCUGAUCUACUAUCCACCGCCACCACCGCCACCAAGGAUCUACAGAGCAAGGCGUCAGGUGUUGGGUGGCUCACUGGCCUCCAAUCCGAAUGGCGGAGCUGAUGCCCGAUUGGAUUUGACCAAGGCCAUUGGCACUCCGGAGCACCAUGUGGCUGGACAGGUAUUCGCAGCGGGAAAUACUCAAACCCAACCGAUUUCCACUCCCGUGACCAGUGGCGCCACCUUGUCCUACAACAAUCAUGGCCACGGCAUCGAUCUAACCAAAACCCAUACGCCCGGGGUGCGAGACAGCUUCCAGCAGACGGCCACGGCCAAUUUGUUCAACAAUGGAGUCCACAAUCUGGAUGCCAAGGCCUUCGCCUCGCAAAACCAAUUGGCCAAUGGCUUCAAGUUCGAUAGGAACGGCGCUGCCCUGGACUACGCGCACAUCAAUGGCCAUGGAGCCACUCUGACGCACUCCAAUAUUCCCGGCUUUGGCAAGCAACUGGAACUGGCCGGAAGAGCCAAUCUCUGGCAGUCGCAGGAUCGCAACACGAGACUCGAUCUGGGCAGCACGGCCUCCAAGUGGACGAGUGGACCCUUGAGGGGACAGAGCGAUCUGGGCGCCAACCUGGGCAUCUCCCACUACUUUGGUUAAGGUUAAAGGCUCCUCGAAAUUAUUCAAAGCUGCAU